Pichia kudriavzevii is the source of this 1125-nucleotide messenger RNA. RefSeq lists its product as uncharacterized. Bases 1 to 1125 code for a protein of 374 amino acids. The transcript has a single exon. Lineage: Eukaryota; Fungi; Ascomycota; Pichiomycetes; Pichiales; Pichiaceae. Gene Ontology annotation, cellular component: endoplasmic reticulum membrane; oligosaccharyltransferase complex. The record is from RefSeq and is a predicted model, not a curated record.
AUGAGAUUCAUUGCCAUUUGGACACUUGUGUUUACAGUGGGGGGUUGGGCUGCCGAUGUCGUUAUAUUCGGUCGUCUCUCUGAUGCUUUUGAAAGCUCCCUGGAGAAAUAUGAUUUCAAUUCAGUUCCAGGGAACGACGGUAUACAAUUGUUUGACAUUAACGGCCAAAACAAUUACGAAAACAUCAUCGUCUCUCCUGGCGAAGAGAAGAAGUUGGCCAUAGGGUCUACAGACAUGCUGAAAUUCACCAGCAAUGGAGGUAAUUUGAUCUUAAUCAGUGAAGGUGCAACACAACUCGACUGCACGUUAUUCUUGAAUGAACUAGGCAUUUAUCCAGCACCAAAGGGUUAUAGGUAUGUCGAUCAUCACGAAACACGUCCAUUGGUGUCGCAGAACCACAGAAUAACAGACAAAGAAGUCGGCAUUGACGAAAAUACAGCUGUUUCGUUGGUUUCCAAUUCCGAAUAUAUCAUUCCCCUCUACCAGACGUCUAGGACAUCAAUGAGUGUCAACGAUGGAGGCGAGUACUGGCAUUCCGGGAAUGGAGGUUAUGCUGCGGUGGCGUUCCAGGGACUCAACAAUGGUCGUGUUUUGUGGAUUGGUAGCCCUUCAAUUGCAGAUACUAUCUCCGAGGAUACCAUUGAGUGGACGUUCCAGUUGAGAAACGUUAUUCGUAUCACCAAAGUCAGCCACGUGAGAGAGUCAGGCCCUUUUGUGGAUGUUGAUGACUAUUAUAAAGUGGGAGAUAAGGCAAUCUUUGAAAUGGACAUGCAAGAGUUCAACUACAAGAAGGGCUGGGUUCCGUAUGUUGCCUCUGACGUGCAAUUGGAGUUUGUUAUGCUUGAUCCAUACCAGCGUGUCACUCUUAAUUCCACCAAAGAGGGAAGAUACUCCACCAUUUUGCAUAUUCCUGAUCAGCACGGUAUGUUUACAUUCAACAUUGACUACAAACGCCCCGGACUCUCCUACGUUUCAUCUCAGAUCGUCGUUCCAGUGAGACAUUUGGCAAAUGACGAAUACGAGAGAUCAUGGGAGAUUCCAAACGCAAGGGUUUAUUUGACAGGUAACACUGUGGUCAUUGCCGCUUGGUUUGUCUUUAUUUUGUUAUGGGUCGUAUCAAAAUAA